Molecule: messenger RNA, 393 nt
Organism: Monodelphis domestica (gray short-tailed opossum)
Lineage: Eukaryota; Metazoa; Chordata; Mammalia; Didelphimorphia; Didelphidae
Product: histone H2A type 1
Cellular component (GO): nucleosome
Molecular function (GO): protein heterodimerization activity; DNA binding; structural constituent of chromatin
Source: RefSeq, a predicted model, not a curated record
AUGUCUGGACGCGGAAAGCAGGGAGGCAAAGCCCGCGCCAAGGCCAAGUCUCGUUCUUCUCGGGCAGGUCUGCAGUUUCCGGUGGGUCGGGUGCACCGUUUGCUCCGUAAAGGCAACUACUCGGAGCGAGUCGGCGCGGGAGCGCCAGUCUACCUAGCAGCGGUGCUGGAGUACUUGACUGCUGAGAUUCUGGAAUUGGCCGGCAACGCGGCCCGUGACAACAAGAAGACGCGUAUCAUUCCCCGCCACCUACAGCUGGCCAUCCGCAACGACGAAGAGCUGAACAAGUUACUGGGCAAGGUCACCAUUGCGCAGGGUGGCGUUCUGCCCAACAUUCAGGCUGUGCUGUUGCCCAAGAAGACCGAGAGUCACCACAAAACCAAGGGCAAGUAA